AUGAUGAAGGUGCCGCUGAUGAAAUUGAAGGAGGUCAGGACGAAAUUUCUACGACGGGCUCCAUCCUAUACGGUAUGCAACCCCCUGACGCCUUCUGAUAUUCCCAAUCUCACAAUAUUCAAAGGUAUUGUGCCAACAAAGAUUGUCGGUGUUCGGUUCUACAAAGGUCACGCCAACCCUGGUGAACGUGUCUUUGUCCGUCGUGACCCUUACAAUCAGUAUGAUCGAAAUGCCGUCAAGGUGGAGAAUGUGAUGGGUGCACAAAUCGGCCAUCUGCCGCGUCAAAUGGCGGAAAGGAUUGCACCUUUUAUGGUAGAUAUGUCGGGCCCUCAUUCAUUGGACGUUAUUGAUCGUACUAGGAUUCCGGUGAACUCCUCUUUGAAGGGACUCUGA
Molecule: messenger RNA, 393 nt
Organism: Penicillium olsonii
Lineage: Eukaryota; Fungi; Ascomycota; Eurotiomycetes; Eurotiales; Aspergillaceae
Source: the annotation of a GenBank genome assembly